AUGAGCCGCUGGCAGCUAGACAAUGUGGAGGAGGAACUGGACGAUGAGGAAAUCGCUCGCAUUCUGCAGGAGGAAGAAUACGAAAUCGCAAGGCAACAACAAAGGGAAGCACAGCAGAGACAACAGCAGGCGAAACAGCCAGCCGCUACACAGAGACCAACUCAAGCUGCACCCCUACGCUACGGUUCAGGCCCCGUGCCUCCCACCUCCACCGACGAGCUCCUGCUUCUUCAGUCGCGCUGUAGUGCGGUGAGCGGCACCACGGUGUUGAAGGGGUCGUGCUAUUUGUACCGCAACAUGUUCAAGUUUGUUUGCGUUGAGCGUGGCAAGGAAGUCGACGUCCCUAUUCAUGUCUCGACCAUCGAGCUCAUCAACCCGGCGUUCUCGGUUCCGAGCAAGGACAGCCAAGCUGCACCGCGUGUCGUUCCCACGCCCAGAGGCGCCCAACAAAAUGUUCUGCAGAUCUACACUCAGGACAAGAGGAUACACACGUUCUUCAACUUUGCGGACGACAAGACCUUCCACCAGUUCUUCAACAUCCUCACCUCAAUUCACAAGAACAAGACCGCACCGCUGGCGCCGAGCUCGACCUUCGCCGCCGCUCCGGUGGGCACGCCCUCCGUGAUGGCCCCACCCGGCUACACGAUGUACCCCGGAAUGUACCCGCAGGCCUACCCUGGCGCCUUCCCGCCGCAGCCGUACUUCAUGAUGCCGCCGCCUCACGGUUACCCCGUCCAGCUCGCGUCGCCGCCGCCGGCGCAGCCGCCCCAGACUGCUGAUGCUUCGGUGUCCGACUUCCACCAGCUUCAUCAGCAGAUGAUGAGACUGCAGAUCCAGCAGCAGCAGCCGACGCAGCAGGAGGCCUCAGGCCAGUCGCCGCAGCCGCAGCUGCAGCCCUUCAUGGGUGCGCCUUACUACUACCCGUACCCUCCGGCAGCGGCCGCGCACCCCACGCUCACCAGCGCGUCCGACGCGCCAUCGACGCCGGGUGAUCAGCAGCAGUCGUCGGCCCUCGCCGGCGUGGCUCCGCCGCCCUACUACUACCCUCCGCCGAUGCCCUACGCCAUGCCGACCGGCGCUGAGUUCCAGCCCUACGGCGCCUCCCCCUAUCCGUACCCCUACGCCGUGUCCCCUCCCGCCCAGGUCCCGCAACAGCCCCAGCCGCCCGCGCAUCAGCAACAGCAGCAGCAGUCCCAGCCUCCUCGCCCUUCUGGUCCUCCGGAAGACCUGCUGGCCUGA
Molecule: messenger RNA, 1239 nt
Organism: Acanthamoeba castellanii str. Neff
Lineage: Eukaryota; Discosea; Longamoebia; Acanthamoebidae
Exons: 5
Coding region: 1-1239 (412 amino acids)
Source: RefSeq, a predicted model, not a curated record